Messenger RNA from Syzygium oleosum, 1028 nucleotides. Its product is annotated as late embryogenesis abundant protein At1g64065-like. Gene Ontology annotation, cellular component: plasma membrane. The record is from RefSeq and is a predicted model, not a curated record. The transcript has a single exon. Lineage: Eukaryota; Viridiplantae; Streptophyta; Magnoliopsida; Myrtales; Myrtaceae. Bases 76 to 753 code for a protein of 225 amino acids.
CGAUCGUCACCUACAAGAAACCCUCAGACGACGCAGCAAACACAUCAACACCCCCGCGAGCGAGUGUGACAAGAGAUGGCCGAAGAAGACCCGACCCGCCCGAUGGCGCCAGCCGGACCCCGCCCCCGGAGCGACGACGACGUGGAGCUCGCCUCCUUCGCCAAGUUGCAGCCGCCCCCCCCUCGCCGCAACCAGCGGCGGAGCAGCAAGUGCUUCGUCUACGCCCUCGCCCUCAUCGUCGUCCUCUGCGCUGCCUUCCUCGGGUUCGCCCUCGCGGUCCUCCGCGUCAAGACCCCCGAGCUCAGGCUCCGCCGCGUCGACGUCAAGGCCCUCAACUACUCCACCACCUCCUGGCCGGCUUCCUUGAGCGCGACGCUGGUCGGUGAGGCCGUCCUCAGGAACGCGAACUUCGGGGGGUUCGAGUUCUCGAACGGCACGGCGGUGAGCGUGAUCUACGGAGGGGUGGCGCUGGGCGGAGGGAAGAUCGACGGAGGGAGGGCGAGGGCGAGGGAGAGGGAGAGAACGGCGGUGAAGAUGGAGGUGAGGUCGAGCGAGCUGGCGGCGGACGUCGACGGGAGCAAGAACCUGACCGGCGACGUCGGUUCCGGGACGGUGAAGCUCACGAGCUACGCGAAGAUGAGAGGGAGAGUGACGGUGUUGGGGUGGAUCAAGAGGUGGCGGACGGCGGAGAUGAACUGCACCAUGAGCCUCCAACUACCCGACCGGAUCGUCCGGGAUUUACGGUGUAACUAAUGGUGGCGUUUUCUUUCUUUCUUUUGUAUAUUUUUUUGGCCUUGGGCAUGACGCCCUUAUAAUUUACGAGAAUCAAAUUGGAUCGUCAAUAUUAAGGGCAUGAUGUUCUAGGGUAUAGCAGUCUAGCCCCUUAUUUAAACUCCCAUUCUCGUCACGCUAGCUUGUAAAUUAAGUUUGUCCACCAUUUUUGGUAUUCAAAGCUAGCUUCGACUGUAUUUUGUUGUUGCAUGAAUCAUCGUAUAGUAAGGACAUAAGCUACGCUAUAUUUUGCUCAA